Syngnathus typhle (broad-nosed pipefish) is the source of this 3392-nucleotide messenger RNA. It is a transcript of the gene gas2l3, whose product is annotated as growth arrest-specific 2 like 3. Gene Ontology annotation, biological process: actin crosslink formation. Gene Ontology annotation, molecular function: actin filament binding; cytoskeletal adaptor activity; microtubule binding. The transcript has 9 exons. The coding region runs from base 457 to 2487 and encodes 676 amino acids. The record is from RefSeq and is a predicted model, not a curated record. Lineage: Eukaryota; Metazoa; Chordata; Actinopteri; Syngnathiformes; Syngnathidae. Gene Ontology annotation, cellular component: actin filament.
AGCGUUGAUCCUCUUAACUGAUUAGUGCCCGCGACUAGAGAAGAGGAACCUGCGUGGGAGGCGGACGGACAGAUGUCUACUCCCCCUCCCACCUCCACACGCCAUCAUCCUUGUUUAUUUCAGACCCCGAGGACUCUCUAAUGAGCUCCUUUCCUUUUUAAUCGACUUCUGGAACUCUCAAAAUGAAAAAAAAAAAGAACAUCUGGAAAUCUGAGUUCUUUGGACUCGAAUAUCAAUCGUUGGUUCUCGAGGGGCUUAGACCUGAAACAAAGGCGUCAUUUCCAUCGUAACAAGAAGUGCAGGUCGCUCGACCGAAAUCCGAUCUUUGUAUCCCGAGGUUUCUGUGCGUCCGUUAAUCCCUGGAUUCGGAACAGCUCAAUCCACACACAUCAAAUGAGGCGAGGAAUGAAGAACUAGUUUGUCCAAUGAAGAAGUGAAUCAUCUGUGAUUGCAGUCAUGGCUGUCCAGACUGGCAUCCAGGUAUGGUUUGGCGAGAGGUUCGACGCCCCCGUCCUGAGCCCGAGGAGUCCCCGCAGCCCGUUGGCGCAGCGGCACGGCCGCGGGCCCGGCCUCACCGACGUCUUCCAGUACGACCAGUGGCUGGCCGUUCGGCACGAAGCCACCUUGGUACCCAUGCAGGAGGAUCUCGCCAUCUGGCUCACGGGCAUGCUGGAAGAGGAGGUGAGGGCCGAGUUCUUCAUGGAGGAACUCAACAACGGCGUCAAGCUCUGCAAACUCAUCGGCGCCCUGCAGAAUAAAAUCGCCCAGAGUUGCCCGUCUGCACUCGGCAAGCUUUUUCCAACGCAGAAGGUUGCCUGUAAGCUUGACGCCUCUCCGGGUUCCUUUUUCGCUCGCGACAACACUGCCAACUUCCUGUCCUGGUGUCGGCGCAUCGGCGUGGACGAGACGUACCUCUUUGAGUCCGAGGGGCUCGUGCUGCAUAAGGAGCCCAGGCAGGUCUGCCUCUGCCUGCUGCAAAUUGGACGCAUCGUCUCCAAGUACGGCGUGGAACCUCCUGUGCUGGUCAAACUGGAGAAGGAGAUUGAGCUGGAGGAAACCCUCCUCCUGACCGAGGAGCCGCCGCCGGCCGUCCAGACCUUCAGCGUGUGCUGCCAACAUGGCGGCCUUUACCAGUCAGGGGAACACGGCGCCGACGACCCGCCUUGCUGCAACUGCUCCAACAGGGUGUCCAUUGAGUACCUGUCAGAAGGUCGCUACCGACUUGGGGACAAGACCAUCUUUAUUCGGAUGCUUCACGGCAAACACGUGAUGGUGCGCGUCGGGGGCGGCUGGGACACGCUGCAUGGCUUCCUCAGCAAGUACGACCCGCUGCGCGUGCUGCAGUUCACCACCUUGGAGCAGAAGAUCCUGGCCUUUCAGAAGGGCCCGCCAGGUUUGGGAGGUCACCACGGCAAUACGGCGCCGCCUCCUGAGAUGGACCCCCUGGCGGCUGUCGACGACCUUAUCUCCUCGUCGUCCUCCUCCUCUUCCUCGUCCUCCUCCUCCUCCUCAGGCUCGGUCUGCAAGACCUCCCUGCCAGCCGCGGGUCAGACGUGUCGCUCCUACGCCGCGUCGCCUGCCUGCACGCCCACACUGGCCAGGAAAGGGGCUGGCGCGGUGCCAAAGAAGAACCUCCAGUUAACGUCGCCCGCCCCGAGGAAGCCCACCCAGCUGCCUUUGCCUGUCUCCACCAAAGUCUCCUCUUCGUCCUCUUCCUCCUCCUCUUCUUCUUCGCCCAGCACACCUGUGGGCAGCUCCAAGCAGUCCCCCAGUCCAGUGCAGGUCCAGCGUAGAGCUUUGACGCCCCAAGCAGACCCGUACGCUGCAUCCAGACCGAGGCUUCGACCGCCCACUCGCAUCCCCGCCUCUCAGCCGAGGAGUCCGGUCUGCCCCGAGCCUUCUUCCAAAUGCCCCAAACCGUCCAGUCCCAUCGCCGCGCCACGCCCUGCCACCGCCCCGAAAGAUGCCCGACCCCCGACUGGCACCGGCCAGCGCACCCGCCUCGCACAGCGCCGCCCCGGCUCCCCCGCCUCACGCCUCCGUCUCGAGACAGCGAGGAGGGUCCGGGCGGCAGCGCGUAAUACGGCCACGCCCGUUCUGCAAGCUCGCUCGGCCUCCCCAGCUACUCCAGAACCUGCCUCACCUCUCCCCGUUAAAGACACCGCAGCCAAAACCAAGGUGCCGGCCUCGACCAAGGACUCCGGCCCCUUCCAACGAGGUCCCGCUGCCCCUUGGCGACACCCUGGGGGCAACGGUGCCCUGGCCAACACCAAAGUCAACCAGAAAGAAACCACCACAACCCAGAAGGCAGGCCAAAAAAACUCCGCUUUGACAAACACCAUCAAAGCCGUCUCGGCCCCUCCGAAGACCACCCCGGAUGUCAUCGCGAAACCGGAGCAUGGCACCAGCAGGAAGAUCCCUCAGUACAGAGGCAAGCGCGAAGACCCUUAUUUCGAAAUGAACUGUCGGAGAAGGCAGAAGACCUGAUGGGAAGGGCCUUUACCAGCAGGCUGGUGAAUUAGAAAAAAAAAAUCUGCACUUGUUUCUGCUCCUUUCAAACUAACCCUUAUUGAAUCAAGUCUACUGCAAUUUUAUUUCAUAGCAGGGGUGUCCAAAAGUUUUAUUACGCGGCCCUCGGGCUGUAGUUUGGACACCUUUUUUUUUUUGGCGCAUAUUCCAGACUUUUCAUCCAAAAAUCGACGUUUUUUAUGUCUCGUCUUUGUGGUGGAAUAAUCGACGGUUCGUCUUUAGACUACCUAACAGUUACUUCUAAUGUUUACAUUUUUACACAUGCAGCAGUCGCGACGGUCUGAGAUUCUUUUGUCCAAAGUGAGCUUCGAAAGCAGAAAAGGCUACCAAAGUCGUACGUGUCAUUUCGAAACGACACAACCGGAACUGGAACGAUUUUUUUAACGACAUCUUGGCGCCAUCAAGAUCAAGUCCUCUGUUAUGUGCCUUCAUCACAAAUCAGAGUGAUUGGCAUUAGAAUGUAUUAGAUGGGUGAAGGGGAUUUUAUUUUAUUUUUUUAAAUGAAAUUUGCACAGUGUGUACAAACACUUUUUAAGGAGGCAAAGGUUACAGAUAAACUACUGAUCAUACUACUUUUUAUUUUCUCUCAUCAGGCCAUGCCAUCACUAUCAAUGCACAUUUAAAACUUUUUUAAAUGUUUUCUAUGUUGGUGUGUUGAAAUUCUAGUUUUCCAUGUGAUAUUUGUCUAUAUUUAGAGAUAGAGUAUUUACAGAUUAUUAAAAGUUUUUUCUCCCCUUUGUGUUUGGCACUUUACAGAAACCUCUGUUCGUCACACUGAAUGUUGAUCAUGUCUCUUGUCCCAGAUACUGUUUGUUUUAUGUGGUUGUUUUCUAAUAAACUGGUGAAAAUCCAUCUUGACUGUU